Messenger RNA from Solanum dulcamara, 1368 nucleotides. Its product is annotated as class V chitinase CHIT5-like. Gene Ontology annotation, biological process: chitin catabolic process; carbohydrate metabolic process. Gene Ontology annotation, molecular function: chitinase activity; chitin binding. The coding region runs from base 1 to 903 and encodes 300 amino acids. Gene Ontology annotation, cellular component: extracellular region. The transcript has a single exon. NCBI's taxonomy places the organism in Eukaryota, Viridiplantae, Streptophyta, Magnoliopsida, Solanales, Solanaceae. The record is from RefSeq and is a predicted model, not a curated record.
AUGAUUAACUUCACGUCCGCCAUCCAUUCCCAUAGCCCUGUAACAAAGGCCAUGCUAUCGAUAGGAGGAGAUACAGGUUCUCCAGUACUCCCUAGUAUGAUGAGUUGCCAAGAAAAUCGCGCUGCAUUCAUCAAAUCAACGAUCGAUGUAUCCAGAAAUUAUGGCUUUGAUGGCCUUGAUCUUGAUUGGGAAUUCCCGAUUGAAUCAGAAGACAUGCUCAAUCUAGCAUUGCUCCUCAAAGAAUGGCGGCUCGCCAUCAACACAGAGUCAAUAACUUCCUCCAAACCUCCUCUCAUCCUCUCUGCUGCUGUUUACUUUUCUCCGAACACUCUCUUAUCAGGUACAAUUUAUCCCACAGAAGCUCUAAGAAACUAUCUUGAUUUCUUGAGCCCUAUGUGCUAUAACUACCAAGGUUCUUGGGACACUUCAGCAACUGGUGCUCCAGCCUUGUUAUACGAUAAGUCUAGCAAUAUCAGCACGAGCUACGGAAUUUCAGCCUGGAAACAAAAAGGGGUACCUUCAACAAAGCUGGUCAUGGGACUUCCCUUAUAUGGAAAUACAUGGGAAUUGAAGGAUCCAAAUGAUCACGGAAUCGGUGCCCCUGCAGUAGGAGUUGGCCCUGGAACUCAAGGAGAAAUGUCAUAUAAUGAUAUAGUAACAUUCAAUUUAGAAAACAAUGCUUCUGUAGUAUACAAUAAUGAAACAGUUUCAACAUAUUCAUAUGCUGGAACAAAUUGGAUUGGAUAUGAUGAUACUGAUUCCAUCAAAGCAAAGAUUAAAUAUGCUAAGGCUCAGGGUCUUGGUGGUUACUUUUUCUGGGCACUUGGCUCUGACAGCAACUGGACUCUUUCUAGAACAGGUAAAAUUUCCUUAAGUUCCUCCGUUUUUAGAAGUAGAGUUUAAGUUCUAUGAACUGACAGUCUAAUUUACACAAUCAGGGCAGUUAUAUGGUUAACUAACAAAAUGGUAGUUAACUAGCUAUAUAUUGUAUUUAAGUGUAUAUAACUUAAAUCCUCAGACAUAUGUCUCUUUAUUUUUUUCAUAAUCAGCAUACUGUUUUAUAAAUUAUGGCAUCAAAAGUUGAAACUGUAUUAACGUUCGUGCAUAAUGAUUUCAGCGUCUAUGGCUUGGGAUGAUGAAAUUUGAGGUGCAGCCAUACGUGCAGGAUCGGUCUAUGAGAGGGAAAUUCUUAUCGAUCAAUGGAUCGUUUGAUUGAGUUUAAUUUAUUCGAUAUCCUUUCUUCAUUUCUAUUUACACUUCACAUUCGAAUUAGUACUGAGACGAAUUAUUAUUUAUAUUUGAUGCAUUUCUUCUUGUUAUUUUUGGGAAAUUUAAGAAAACUGAAAGUUGAGAAUGAAAUAUUGUAGC